UCCAGCAUCAGACAGUUCAGACUCCGGACCCCGAGCUGUGAUCUGAAGAAAACAGAAGAAGAAGCAGGAUGUUGUGCGCCAGCGUCUUCCAGCCGUCUGCCAUCGCCGUGAGGCCUUUUGUGGACAUGCACUGGCCCAUCCGCAGCCUGUGGCCCGAGACGCGUCCUCUCUUUUACCACAUUGAGCAGGAGAUGCUCCGCCACAUGCAGGAGAUGCGACAGAGCAUGGAGUACAUGGAGCGGCUGCACCAGAGGAUCUUUGACGAGAUCGACCACACGCCGGCUUCCGCCACCUUCAAACCCAUCGCUUUCCAGGAGCUGAGGCCCGACGGCUGUAGCUUCGCACUCAGUCUGGACACCAAGGAGUUCUCCCCUGAAGAGUUGUCGGUCAAACAGGUGGGCAGGAAGCUGAGGGUGAGCGGCAAGACAGAGAAGAAGCAGGACGACGGCAAGGGAUCCUAUUCCUACAGGUGUCAGGAGUUCAGGCAGGAGUUUGACCUCCCGGAUGGCGUUGACCCCGAGGCCGUCAGCUGCUCUCUGGUGGGCGGUCAGCUUCAGAUCCAGGCACCGCGAGAGAAAGCAGCCAGCGAUGGAAAGGAGCGAGUGGUGCCCAUCAACGUCACGUCCACCCCGGCGAUCACUACAUCCUCAACCGUGUCCUCAGAAGGGUCAGAGGUCAACGGCCCUUCUUCGACAGAGAACUGAGAGACAGUGAAACCUCUGGCCACUGGACACAUUGAGCAUUUUAGAUUUUUAAAUAUUUUUGAACAAUUUCAGUUUGUUUUAGCCGACAAUUAUGAGGCAUGCAGACAAUAAUAGAAGCACUGAGUCACAUUCUAUUUCUAAAAAUGAUGGAUGAUGCCUUCAAGAACAUUCUUUUCUUUACCGCCAUGCAUGUCACAAGAUUUAUUGAUAUUAAAAGUGGUGUGUUAUACCAUAUACAAAAUACUUUGCAUUAUUAAAUAAUAUAAAAGCACAAUAAACAGUUAUUUAAAUAACA
This is a messenger RNA of Doryrhamphus excisus (bluestripe pipefish), 999 nucleotides long. RefSeq names its product heat shock protein, alpha-crystallin-related, b9-like (gene hspb9l). Gene Ontology annotation, biological process: response to heat; protein refolding. Gene Ontology annotation, cellular component: cytoplasm; nucleus. The record is from RefSeq and is a predicted model, not a curated record. Lineage: Eukaryota; Metazoa; Chordata; Actinopteri; Syngnathiformes; Syngnathidae.